AUGGAUAGUUUUGAAGAACUAAGGGGGAUGUUGUGUAUUUCACAUGUUCAAGAGAAUGAUGUCUCUUCUCUUGAGUUGGAGUUUACGGUUGGGCAGUUGGAGAAUCCUUUUGGUAUUCUCAAUUUUGUUAAGAGUUUAAAAGAUGAAAGAAACAUGUUCUACAAGCAGAAUCAAAUGGGCUUUGCUAUUGCAAAAUACUCUCUUGCUCUUAAGAUUUUGUCCUUUGCUUCAGUUUGUAGUGAUGAGGAUAAAUUGAUGUUUUCGGACAUAGCUGUGUCCCUUAAUCUGAACUUGGGUGCUUGUUUCAUCAAGGUGAAAGACUAUGACAGAGUGGGUCAAUUAUGUUCCGCGGUUUUGUGUUUUGAUACUACUAAUGUGAAAGCUUAUUUUAGAAGAGCGAUUGCGGCGUUAGAACUUCAUAAGCCUACCUUAGCUUUCAUGGAUCUUGCACAAGCCCUUAAGUUAGAUCCUAAAAACAAUGAGUUCCAACAAAAACUAAAGAAGGUGAUAUCCUUAUUAGGUCGGUCUCCGGAUUUUGUUGAUGAGGCACUUGCAGUAACACGGGAGAAUGAGAAGUUUAGAGAUUAUGUUCAUUGUAGGAAGGAAAGAUAA
Molecule: messenger RNA, 612 nt
Organism: Chenopodium quinoa (quinoa)
Lineage: Eukaryota; Viridiplantae; Streptophyta; Magnoliopsida; Caryophyllales; Amaranthaceae
Product: peptidyl-prolyl cis-trans isomerase FKBP62-like
Exons: 1
Coding region: 1-612 (203 amino acids)
Molecular function (GO): protein binding
Source: RefSeq, a predicted model, not a curated record